CAUCUAACCUGAGAACAACUCGUUUUGAUUCAAGUUUGUUUUCUAAUUACCUUCGUUCAGAACUAAACCAAGAUGAAGCUCCUCAUUGUAACACUUUGCGUUCUUGCUGCACUUAUCCCUGCUGCUCUAUCCAUCAAGUGUUAUUCCUGCGAGAGCGAGAAUGGAAACUGUGUGGAAGGGGAGAAAACGUGCCAAACUAAAUAUGAUAGGUGCCUUAAAGGGACGAAAGAUAAUAAGGUUUCUAAGAGCUGCUCUACCAGCCUUUGGUGCAGUACCGUCAAAAAACUUUGCAAGAGCUCAGGAGAUUGUGAAGCCUAUUGCUGUGACAGUGACCUGUGUAACGGAGGUGUACCCUUGAAGCCUGUGACGUUCACGACUCUCCUUGCCAUGACUCUUGCCGUUGCUAAGUAUUUGAUGUAACCAUGACAACGGGAUAUGACAAAAGAGCAGAUCUUUGUCAAGCACCUUAACGUAGCUUUUUUCAAUGUAGAAAGUGUUUGUCAUUUAGAUUAUGGCAUCAGAUCAUCAUCGAUCAUAAUCACAUUCUUCAAUAUAAAAUAAGGUAGAGAACAAU
Molecule: messenger RNA, 574 nt
Organism: Actinia tenebrosa (Australian red waratah sea anemone)
Lineage: Eukaryota; Metazoa; Cnidaria; Anthozoa; Actiniaria; Actiniidae
Product: CD59 glycoprotein-like
Source: RefSeq, a predicted model, not a curated record